AUGUUUGCCGACGACUUGAAGCUCUUUAGGAAAAUUGAUAACUUAUCUGACUGUUCUACGCUCCAGAAUGAUCUCAACAACCUGGUCUCCUGGUUUAAUAAUAUUGGUCUUCAGUUUAAUGUAAACAAAUGUCAUUCCAUGUCAUUUUUAAGACACCGCUCCCCUAUCAACUAUGCUUACUCCAUCAAUGGUUCUAGUGUAACAUCGGUUUGCAGUAAGAAAGACCUAGGUAUUAUCUUUAAUUCCGAUCUCAAUUUUCACUCCCACACUGAAAUGAUAUGCUGCAAAGCCUUAAAAACGCUUGGGUUUGUAAUGCGCAUAUCAAAGGAGUUCAAUCUAUCUUCUUCAUUAAAAACUAUAUACUGCUCAUUGGUCCGUUCACUUUUAGAGUAUGCAUCGGUCCUAUGGGACCCUUAUACGGUAUCUGACUCAUGUCAAUUAGAACGUGUUCAGAGACGGUUCUUAUCUUGCGCAGCUUUUCUCUUAAAAAUAAAUCAUCCUCCCCACGACUAUUUCUUAGUUAUGCAGGAACUCAGCCUCAUUUCACUGGCCGACAGGCGAGUUAACUCUAACAUAGAGUUUCUGAAUAAACUAGUCGAUGGUCGUAUAGAUGCUCCCUCACUUCUCACGAUAGUCAAUUUCAAAGUUCCUUCCCGUACUACUAGAUACCAUGCUCCUUUCGUUGUUCCUGCGCACACUACCAAUUAUGGCAGAAACAAUCCGUUAGACCGCAUGAUGCGGCUGGCCAAUGAGAGCACCGUUCAUCAAAACUGA
Molecule: messenger RNA, 774 nt
Organism: Myzus persicae (green peach aphid)
Lineage: Eukaryota; Metazoa; Arthropoda; Insecta; Hemiptera; Aphididae
Exons: 1
Coding region: 1-774 (257 amino acids)
Source: RefSeq, a predicted model, not a curated record